Messenger RNA from Psammomys obesus (fat sand rat), 1400 nucleotides. It is a transcript of the gene Pycr3, whose product is annotated as pyrroline-5-carboxylate reductase 3. Gene Ontology annotation, biological process: L-proline biosynthetic process. Bases 64 to 888 code for a protein of 274 amino acids. The transcript has 6 exons. NCBI's taxonomy places the organism in Eukaryota, Metazoa, Chordata, Mammalia, Rodentia, Muridae. The record is from RefSeq and is a predicted model, not a curated record. Gene Ontology annotation, molecular function: pyrroline-5-carboxylate reductase activity.
CAAUGCAGUUCUAGUGGGCGGGGCUGCUGCCGCGGGGACGCGAGAAGGCCACUCGGGAGCACCAUGGCGGCUUCCGAGUCUGAAUCUCUGCGCGUGGGCUUCGUGGGCGCAGGACGCAUGGCGGAGGCCAUCGCCCAAGGCCUCAUCCGAGCAGGCAAAGUGCAAGCUAAGCAAGUGCUGGCCAGUGCACCAACAGACAAGAACCUUUGUCACUUCAGGGCUCUGGGUUGCCAGACUACUCACUGCAAUGAGGAGGUGCUGCAGAACUGUUCACUUGUCAUCUUUGCCACCAAGCCCCAAGUCCUGCCAGUGGUUCUGGCAGAAGUGGCCCCUGCUGUCACCAGUGAGCACAUCAUCGUAUCUGUGGCCGCUGGGAUCUCUCUGAGCUCUUUGGAGGAGCUGCUACCCCCGAAAACACGAGUGUUACGAGUCUCUCCCAAUCUACCCUGCCUAGUCCAGGAGGGGGCCAUGGUGAUGACACGGGGCCAGCAUGCUGGGAAUGAUGACAUGAAGCUCCUACAGAACUUGCUGGAGGCCUGUGGACAGUGCAUGGAGGUUCCCGAGUCCUAUGUAGAUAUCCACACUGGCCUCAGUGGCAGCGGCGUGGCCUUUGUGUGUACAUUCUCAGAGGCCCUGGCGGAAGGUGCCAUCAAGAUGGGCAUGCCCAGUGACCUGGCCCACCGCAUUGCUGUCCAGACCCUGCUGGGAACAGCCAAAAUGCUGCAGCGGGAAGGGAAGCACCCAGCUCAGCUUCGGACAGAUGUGCUCACACCAGCCGGAACCACCAUCCAUGGGCUUCAUGCCCUAGAGCAGGGUGGCCUUCGAGCAGCUACCAUGAGCGCUGUGGAAGCGGCUACCUGCCGGGCUAAGGAGCUCAGCAAGAAGUAAGGCAGGCUUCAGAUGACCUUCGAGGCUCCUUGCCCAGCUACGGCCUCUGAGUGGUGAGAACAGCCUUGCAUGGGUGCUGCAGUGUGCUGUCCUUCAAGCGUAAUGGCCGUCAUCAUCAUCAUCAUCAUCAUCAUCAUCAUCAUCAUCACAGAAGCUGUGACUACUUGUAAAGUACCCUCAAGAUCAGCUCUGUUGACUGUGACAUUCGUUGAAGGGAGGAAAGGUGGGGAGGGUCAUUUGACCUUUAUCUGAGAGUCUAGAGUCUCCCUUCUGCACCCCUCAGCUAGUCCUAAUUGUACAUGGCCUCAUGGUCUCAGGAGGUAGUACAAUAUGUAGUCUGCGGGAAGAUGAACUGAAGAAGGAAAGGUUCCCAUCUUUGCAGAUACAGGAACAUCAUCAUCCAUUCUGGUAUGAGAUAUUUUGAUGAUGUUGCUGUAUUGGGGUCACCCACACUACUAUAAGCAACACUCCAUCUAUACCCUGUAAGCCCAAUAAACUUACUGGUUCCCUAA